Pectinophora gossypiella (pink bollworm) is the source of this 8744-nucleotide messenger RNA. RefSeq names its product GTPase-activating protein and VPS9 domain-containing protein 1 (gene Gapvd1). Gene Ontology annotation, biological process: vesicle-mediated transport; regulation of GTPase activity. The transcript has 31 exons. Gene Ontology annotation, cellular component: cytosol; endocytic vesicle. NCBI's taxonomy places the organism in Eukaryota, Metazoa, Arthropoda, Insecta, Lepidoptera, Gelechiidae. The coding region runs from base 317 to 5275 and encodes 1652 amino acids. The record is from RefSeq and is a predicted model, not a curated record. Gene Ontology annotation, molecular function: guanyl-nucleotide exchange factor activity; small GTPase binding.
UCCUUUCCUUUCCGAUUUCCGAAUAUUUCCGAUUGAAUUGAAGGAAGGCAUAUUGAAGGCGAAGUCGAAAAGUGAAAAGUGGAAUAUUCAUUCAGGAAAUAUAUUUUUCCUUACAAUUUUUGAGUGUUAUUCGUAAUAUCAAUGUGAUAAUACGAAUUUAAUGUUUCAAAGUGGUUGUUCGAUAGUUCCAACAACAGGCAGUAAUCAAGUGUGUUAUUAUGGUGUCAAAAACUUGUGUAUCUCGUAUUGAAAUGACGUGAAAACGUAUUUCAGUAGACAUUAUAUUACGGAGAAAUGUACUGUUGAUAUUACCAGCAUGAUGCAGUCGACAUCUGAGGGGUGUAUGAAUAUCGCCGAGUUGGCGAAUCAGCUCAGACGGGAGAAGAUAUUUAUCAACUCUGAGCGACAGCUGCUGCAGAAUCUCAAUGAAGAGGUGGAGAAGAGCGCCUUGGAGCUGCUGCAGACGGCGUGGAUAUGUUCCAUGCAGCGGCAGAACCUCACCAACCUGAUAACGACGCGAUGCGAGGCCGAGUCGAUAGUCGCCUGCCAGCGAGCCAGCCUGCUCGAAGCCACAACCUUCGUCGACGUCUACAAGGUUCUGAAGUAUAAGGAAGCAACAGCUUUAGGCGAGCUGCUGGGAUGGCUACGAGACUCGCCGCACCUGGUGGCGUUGUCGCUCAUGCUGGGAGAAGAGCAUAUGCCGGCGACGCUGCCGUCGGCGCUGGUGGCCGGCCUGUACGGCAGCUGCCGCUCGGCGGCUGACCGCACGCGGCUGCUCGCUGUCAUACGCCUGCUCAUCAAGCACCAGAUGACGCCCAGCAGCGAUCCCAGAAAGUUAUUCCGCACAGGGCGUUGCGCACUAGCAUCCCUGUACGCGGUGUUUCGUGACGGGCACACGCCGGCGCGACAGUUCUUAGUGGCGGCGCUGCAGGGGCCUGUAAUGGCCGUGCUGCACGAGGACGAAUUCUUCUUGGACAUCGACCCUGACAAGGCUAUGGAGCGAUUUUCCCCACAAGAUCGUCUAAAGAAGUUCGGGCAGGCGAACUCUGCUGAGUACAACGCGAAAGUGGCGCGCUACCGCAAGUGGAUCGUGCAGUCGCUGUACAACCUAACCAGCAAGUUCAUCGCCUCGCUAAGGGAACACUGGCCCAACUUCCCCGCAACUAUUGCCUGGAUUGUACAGCAGAUGGUGCAUCUGCUCAAACAGCAUUCUAGGACGACAGAUCGUGAUCUCCACGCGAUAUGCACAGAUGUGGUGUUCAACCACUUCAUCUGCCCGGCGAUUGUGAACCCGGAGGCCCACGGCGUGGUGGAGGUGCCCGUCUCAUACAUCGCGCGGUUCAAUCUCAUACAGAUCGCGCAGAUCAUCCAGAUGCUCUGCCUUGCUCGGUACCAGGAGGUGGAGAGCAAGGUGCGCGACGUGUACAACAAGUUCGAGCGGUCGUGCGUGUGGUCGCUGGCGGAGGCGCUGGCGGGCGAGGCGUGGGCGCCGGCGCCGCCCGCCGCCGGCGCGCCGCCCGCGCGGCCCGAGCCGCUGCCCGCGCCCGCCGACCGCGCCACCACCUGCGCGCUCUACGCGCCCGCCGACGUCGCCUUGCUGAUAACAUUCCUGAAGCGAAUCUCAUCGAAGCUGAACAACAACACGCCGAGUGUGACGUCAGAGGAGCAGUCGAGCUCCAGCUCGGGGCCCCUCACCGAAGCGGGCGCAGGCGCUUAUAGUGACACAUCAAGCGAAGGUGCAUCGGAGGCGUGCGCGGCGCGUCUCGCGGCGCUGCUACAGACACUGGAACCCAACUACCGCAGCCGGCUGCACGACCUGCUGCGGAAGGUGCCCGAUAUGACCAAGUACAGACCAUCUCCCUCAUCAGAAACCAAAGAAAGCAUAGAGAACGGACACACACCUAAGAAGAGCAUCCUAGCCAAAGUGCCUAAGCCACGGCUUCCUCGGAGCGGGAGCUCAAAUUCCACAUCAUCCCAGAGCGAUGAUAAGCCAGUCAACGGAAGCGAUAAAGACGACAUAACACCGGAGCAGGAAGAAGUGCUCAUCAUUAAAUUGGCCAGCUUGGAAGAACAUGAUUAUGUUGGUCUAGUGCCAGAGUCGAAGGUGCUGGAGUGCUACUAUGGAGGUUCAGAGGCCGGCGAUGCGGACGACACCGGGUCGGCUCUCGCCGUGGCCGGACCUGGCGCACCCGUACAAAAGAGGACCAGGUUCUCAGUAUCACACGACGAGGUUUCUCUGGGCAACACGUCGGACAACUUGGAGGCUGUCUCAGAGGCUGCUUCCAACCACAGCGUCACUUCCAGUUUAGAGCUCGAGACAGAGGACCAGAACGACAACCUCUCAGAUAUGGUGUCAGCCAACGUGAGCGGUCGCGGCAGCCCCAACAUCUCCGGCAGGGAGACCCCGUCGUCCCAGGUCACAGACGGCGACGCCGCUGGCGACGCGCCGCCCAGACGUCUUCCACAAAACGCACCUGUGAGCCAAGCCAACAGCAGCGCCCAAGCUAAACUGCUGAAGCAGGCGAGAAACGAAAUCGAAGACAAAUUCUGUAAAUUUGAAAUCAAGAAACUCCUGGAAGGCGACGAGACCAUCAGCAUAAUGUCGGACACGUGGAGCACGGACGUGCUGGCCUCCGACUCCGAGACCAUCGGCGACUCUUGCGACCACACGCAGAUUGCUGCCAACCAAGGCACUGCCAACAACACGAACGCCCCUGAUGUGUCGGAGACGGCGAGCGAGUCUGCCUGGAGCAUGGACGUCCUCGCCUCGGACAGCGACCGCAACACAGAGGUGGAUACAGACGACUGCGUGUCGGUAGCUGCUCGCUCAGACACCUCCUGGCCACGACGACCCUCCAACCAGGAAGAAUCUACGCCCGUCAAAACAUCACAUCAGAAUGGUAACGCCAAAAGACCAGACGUUAACAGCCCACGGCACACGGCGCGCCCUAGUUUACCAAACAGGUCUGGUGGAGGCUACCUGAGUGCGACAGCAGCACUGUCUCGCGGCGGCGAGCUGGAUCUCGCGUCGCAGGGGCCGCAGCACUUGGCCAUGGAGAACAGGAAGAGCAUCCUUGUCAACGGGUACCCGGUAAUGACAUGUUAUGCUACCUCAGCGCCCGACAGCCCGAGUACGUCGGCGCCCGUGCCGUUACCGAGUGAUGCCUUCGAUUACGUGCCACAAAAUGGCAACAGCGCGGCAACAGAAUCCACCUUAGACGGCGGCAACAACAGCCAGUCAGAUGCGACCAGCCAGUGGGUGGACGACAGCUUCCCUCAACCGCACCACUCCCACGAGCCGCACCACCGCACAUACCCCUCCAAAUACGACCUCCCUUCCACCUCCAAACCUUACGACGACAACGACAUGGACCGGAGCCUCAACUCUAGCGAGAGCUCGUUCAACGCUCUGUCUGUCUCCCAAUAUGACAGGAGAUUCGAUUCCGGAAUAGACACCGAACGCCCCGAAGAGUCACGCUCAACAAUAACGGACCUAAUGACUCGUAUGUCCUCAGCGACUAUCUCCACAUCAGCUAACUUAGUCAACAACCUGACGCAACGAAUAGUCAAAUCGGAGAUUCGGACGAGUAUAGUCAGUAUAAGCUCUUCGAGGAUUGAGAAGAAGCGGGACGGGACGAGUAAUAUGUCACUGAGUACGUUGUCAGUAAAUAGUGCGGAGACGUCGGUUUCUGACAAGAGUUCCAGCCAGGACGUGAACUCUGAGAAUGUGACGGAGCGCCGAGUGAGCCCGCCUCCGGUAAAGACUGCUUCCACUGGAGCUAUUCCCAAGAGCAUCAGCUUCGAUGCUACGGCUGAGAAGUCACAGAGGAGGCGGAUAGUAGGCGAUGAAGGGUUGGUAGGGAACUUGGAUGAACUGAAGAACAAUGUGAAACGUUCCGGCGGCAACCUGCUGCAUAAGAUCAAGAUGUUCCGGCAAAAGGGACGCUCGCAUACGCACCACAACGAUAUAAAAGUAUCAGAAGAGGAGGCGCGCAGCGACGACGGUGGUCGCGGCGAGCCGAGCGCCGAGAGCUCGGAGGACAUCCUCGCCAAGUACCGCCGCAAGACCUCCACGGACUCCAGCAAGCAUCGCCGCGCGCAGCGACGGCUCUCCGACCUGCCCGACGCUGAACUGGACAGAUGUGAAGGCGUGUUAGACCUGAACGACCCUGAAGUGUUCAACAGCAUGAAGAGGAAACUGCGCAUGGUGUUGUCCAACUCGGAUCUACACUGCGUAGAAUACGUGCCUAAUCGUUGCACAAGUUCGUCGCUAGUGGAGUGGAUCCGCGCGGCGGCCGCGUGCGCCAGCUCGGAGGCGGGCGCGGCGCACGCGGGCGAGCUGGCGCGGGCGCUGGCGGGCGCCGGCGGCGGCGGCGGCAGCAGCGGCGGCAGCGGCGCCGCCCGCCUGGCCGCGGCGCUGCGGGCCGACCUGGCCGCCCGCAGGCCCUACGCGGCCUACCUCGCCUCCUGCCGGGCGGCGCUCACGCAUACCCUGCAUGCGCUCAACACUCAGAUCGCGGUGGUGAGCGGCGAGUGGCAGGCGUGCGCCCGCGCGGCGGCCGCGGCGCGCGUGCUGCAGCAGCUGGAGCGCGGCAACGCGCUGCGGAGGCUCGCCAAGCACCACCACGCGCACAACAACCACGCCAUGCACAACGGAGGAAGCGAGCUAAUGGACGAGAAAGCUACAAGACUGACGGCCAGCAUAAAGGCCAUUACUGCCGAGGUGAAAGCGGACCCUUCGUGGGAAGGUGCAUCAGCCAACUUGUUGGAGAUGGCGGAGAUCACGGUGGAGCGGGCUGCCUUCGCGCGGCUGUAUCUCCACGUGCUUUUCCCCAACGGCGACGGGGACAUCGCGCGCGACCAGGUGCUGAGCGAGCACAUCCGCCGCCUGGCUGCGUGCACGAGCGCGCUGCGGGCGGGCGUGCCCGCGCCGCACGUGUGGGCCGCGCCCUUCCCGCGGGCGCAGGCCGUGCUGCGCCACCUGCCCGUCUACCGCACGCCCCGGGACAAGUUGUCGUGUAUAAUGCGGUGCGUGCGCUCCAUCAUGGCCGUGCUGGGCCUCUCAGAGGGCGCCACGCCCUCCGCGGACGACCUCACGCCCGUACUCGUCUACGUCAUACUCAAGGUGAACCCGCCGUCGCUGCUGUCGACGAUCGAGCUGGUGAACGCGCUGGGCGGCGCGGCGCUGUCCGGCGAGGCGCUCUACUGGUGGACGCAGUUCUGCUCGGCCGUCGCCUACAUCAAGACCAUGGACUACCACCACCCCGACUCCUAGCCCGAGCACACACGCCUGAUAUCAGCGCGUGUCAACGAAUCCAAAUUCGGUUACCCCGCUCCGCGGCGCGAACGGCGGUACACUAUCUAAUCACACUAGCGACCAAAUCAUCUGUAUAGCACCACCCUACUUCUACACAAUAUCGACUAGUAUCUCGCUGUAAACAUGCCCUAGAAAACACGAAAAUAGUCAUCUCAUACGAUAUUUAACUUAAUAUUAAGGCUGCGUGUCCAUUGACGCGGAGAUGUGCAGGAAUCGACCAAUCACCGUGAGGGAGAGAGUGACAGAGCGUCUUCGUUUUUCGCUCUCUCGAACGCUGUGAUUGGUCAAAUCCGCACAUUUCCGCGUCAGUGGAAACCCAGCCUAACACAUCAUGCUUGGAUUCAUUGCUAAUUAAUAUCUUUAGCGCAUAAGCCGCAUAUACGUAAAUACAUUAAACUCGAUUCUGAUUAGUUAAUACUGCACACUGCUUAUACGAUUACUUACACCCUUAUUCUAAGAUCUUAACUCGAACCUUACUGUACUCCGUCCCCAGUUGAGGUGACCUUAGGGUCGGACGACUUCAGCCAUUGAUGUUUUUUGCAUGGUAUAAGAAAACCAGGUAUGCUCAAUCCUAUGACAAGCCGCCAUUGCUCGCCCUUUGUUUUUUUUUUUGAAAGGGUUUAACGGCUCUGGCCUAGUAGCCUUUUCAACCUGUCAUUAAUUGAGCAUAUUACUUAGUUUUUAUCGUUUGACGUUUUGUUCAAAAAUUAGGCCUCGCCCUUUGAUGACGUGUCACCAUUAAAUUGGUAUCUCCAACAUUACAAGGACGUAAAUUUUAUUGAAAAUUAAGUGAAUUACUGACGAAUGUAUUUAAUUUCUAUUAUUUGUCAUAUAAAUAAAAAUCAUUAAAACUUUAAGUAAAUCUAUUACUAAAAGUUAAAAAUUUGCUGGCAAAGUAAAUAUAAGAACAUUGGUCGUGGGUAAUUUAUUUGUUACCAAAAUGGCAACGUAGUGUUGGAUGACGUCAGCUGGACUAACCUUGAAAUGCUAGCUGUCAGUUUUGAGCAUACCUGGUUUUUUUAUACCAUUGUUUUUUGUCUGCCAAAAUAUGGACCUUGUGAUGUCUGAAUUAAAGAACAUAUUAUUAAGCAAUACCUCGAAAUCGCCUCAAAAUCAGUAUUCUCAACCUUAUCUCGAGUUUACUCCAGUGGGGCGGAAUUGAGGCAUGACGUCAUUAGUUUCGAUUUAUUAUGUUGGCAGUAUGAUAUGCUCGACUCCAGUGAGUAAAGUUCUCAAAUAGAGGACGCAAAUGUUAACUUGAAGUACCAAAAUGUUCAACUGAGGCUGAGUCGAGUGAUGGUUCGAGUUAUCAUCUUAGAAUGUUUUAUAGCUAACUAACCAAAAUCGGACUUACUGUGUAAAAAAUAACCCUAAUUUAGCAUAUCAAGUCACAAGUAAUAUAAGAAAUAUCGAGUUCUCAAAUGAUCGAACAUUUUAGUAGUGGCUUGUUAUGCAUUUUUCUAAUGUAGAUAGCGAUAUGUUACAAAAAACCUGUGUACUAUUCUUGUAUAUUAUAUGCAUAGGCAUAGUUCUUCAGAUAUAUUAUUCUUGUAUCGAAUAUUAGUAUGAAGUAACAGAUAAUUGAUAUAAAAUUGCAUUUUAAAUUUUCAUGUUUCAAACACUCAAAAUUUUCUGUACGUCCAUUUCGCUGAUGUGUGAACACCUUAAAGGCAGUUGGGGAACUGGAGGCUUUAGUAUAGGGCUUCCUUAAAGUGUGGAAGAUUUUGCACCUGACUGUACUACUGGGGCGAAUCGAAGGUACGAAUGCGACGCGAGGUGUAACCAUCAUAAGGUAUAUAUCGAGUAGGUGCGUUGUUGUCGAUUCGGGCAACUACCAACCUAAUUUGACAGGACUAGAACUAGCUGCGUCUCUUUCUUGCACAUAUUGUAAGUUAAAGAGGCCACUAAUCUAAGAACUGUCAAACUAAAAUUAAGUUUCCCAAAUAGGCACCAUUGUACGAGCUAUACCCGGCUUAAAGCAUGAUUAGAAUGGGAGCAUGAUAGAGAUUAUAGUCGCCUAGUGAGAAAAACACGAGAGAUAGAUACGUCUCGUUAGUAAACGGUAUACAACUUAGUAUGAAAGAGUAGACAGAAUUCUCUCACUCUAAUCAUGCUACCUUUUAAAGGGUCUAGUUCUACAUUAUUAAGAAAAGUUAGUAAAUGAAUGUUGAUCAUUUCUGUGUCCACGCGCCGGUGGCGCCUCGUGUCGUCUCGUUAGACUGUGAUUUUAGAGUUGGAUACGAAAUACUCGCUAUAAAGGUGUAUUUUUGAGAACGUUUCAAAAAUGUGUGAUAUUUAACGUAAAUGAUAUUGAAUCGUCGCCGAAUGUGGAUGUAAUUUAUUGAAGAAAAAAAUAUAUAGUUUUAUAAGCUAACAAUCAGUUACGAAUUUAGGAUAAGGAAACGAUGGUAGCAAAAAUUAAGCGUUAAAACGUUCCUUCAUCACUUACAGGACUUAUAUAAAUCAUAAAUUCAUGUGAGUGCCAGUGUAGAGCGUGUCCCUUAUCUUGGCAUUGCCGUCAUAACGGAUCGGGAUACUGACUACACAGAAAAAAAUGUGUUAAUUUGUCGCCAAAUACCAGAAUUUAGAAGUUACAAGCAUUUUUUGGUGACAAUGCCAGAAUAAGCUUUUCCCCAGCAACACUUUUUUGUUACAGCACUUAGCGUAGAUCUAAUUUCAUCACCAAAAUUUGGCUUCUUUCAGGUUUUUUUCUGUGUAGUAUGUUUUGGUAGCAGUGCCAAGAUAAGGCACACGUAUAGAGCCAUAUUUUGUGUAAAAAAACCUAAAAUGUGUCUAUGUAAAAUCACUUGUUUAUACUAUAUACUCAAGUGUACAAAACGUUUAUUUUAAUAUUGUAUUAUUAUAACGGCUAUAGAAACGUAUUAACAUGAAAAACAAAUCAAACUAUUAUGCCGUGGAAUCUCAAGGCAGCAAAUAGUUUACCUAAUAAACUUGUAUGUUUAAAUACAUUUGAAUUUUAUGUCUUAACUGUGAACCCACAGCUCCAAUUUCACGAAAAUAUUUGUUUUUGUAAUAGAACUAAAAUGUUAAUAAAAUAGAUUAAGUGGCACCAGUUUAUUUCGCACUUAUUCAAAAGACACUAAUACAUAACACCACUAAAUAUAAAGUGUAGUAUUUACAGAGGCCAAAAAAUAUUCGUUAUCAGGCGUUCUUGAACCCACAAUGGAUUUACUUACGUCACCAUCAUGAAGGAUUUUCCCGUGGUCUUUUAUUGUAUGCAUUUUAAUCAGUGUAACAGGAUUGUAGUAAGCUUCGUCUUGCCUAGGUAUUGUUUGAACUAGACUGCAAAAUGUAACUAUAGUAUAGAACAUUUUAACCGGCAUAGUCUAGACUAUAUUGUAACGUAAAAUAUAAUGUAAUCGGAGCAAUGAAUAUUGUAUUUAGCAAUAAAUAAUCAUGUCUACAA